AUGGCGCCCAGAUCGAGAACAGGCUGGUUAGUAGUAUCCGCAACAAAGACCCACGCGAUCUGCCUCUUCGCACCUCGCUAUACCUACCAGAAUCGAACUGACUCUCGUCCCAGCCUCACCUGCCGCCAGCGAAAGCUCAAAUGCAGCGAGGAGCGCCCCAUCUGCGCCCAGUGCAUCAAGGCCAACCGAGAAUGCGUCCCCAGCUCCGGCAUCACCUUCCGUCAUCAACAGAACCCGUCGAUGAAUGGAGGGGGCCAGGAUGACGGCAGUUUGAAGAGUUUCUACGGAUACAAGGAGACAUUCGGCAAGAGCGCGCAGUGGGUCUCGAUACCCAAGGACCUCACCUUUGUGCACACCAACAACCCAUAUGAGGAUGAGGAAGGCGGAGGCACAGUCGUCGACAACUCUGUCGACAACUCGCUGCAAGGAUACUCGAGUCUGGAAGAUGUGCGCAGGGACUCAGACCUAAGGAUCAGCCAGGCUUCCUAUCCCGCCUACGCUACCCACGGUCUCGAGGCUUUGAGUGCCGUUGCCAGCCAAGACCAGUAUAGCUAUGGCGUCCCUCAGGCUCAGAUGGGUCACCACGAACGGACGGCCUCGCUGCACUCGCGUCCCUCCCAACCUGCUAGCUCGCCCCAGCAGAACAAUGCAACCCCCAGCCAGAACCUCGACUUCAUCUUGAACCCGACAUCGAAUCUCUCGCCAGCGGAGAGCAACAUCGACCCGCGGCUACACUCCCAAACAGCCACCGGCCCUCCACCAACUUCUCAUCAUUCCCCUUCUCAUGUACGAAAUCAACGGCGACCUGCAAUUGAACAGCCUGAGCUAGCCUUUCUGCUUCGCGAUUACUCGGAGAGGCCCGGGCUAUGGAUGGACUUGUUCGACUUGGGGCUCUUCUUCGCCACCAAGGUGCCAGUGUUGGCAACAACUUGUCCGCUGCUUCUCUAUGCGUGUGCCUCGUUAUCGGCAAAGAGCCUUGCCAGAGUGCAUGGUCGCAAACCAGUGAUGGGUGGUCAAGUGUCACGUCAAAGCAGAAUGGAACGCUGGCCAGGUCCGCCGCUGGACCAAGAAGGCUGGGUUCGCAAAGGGAGGGAACAUUAUGACAUUGCAGUAUCCCUCCUUCGGCAAUCUCUAGCAGGCGCAACACGGCCUCCGACAUCCUCACUACCGGAAGAAGCCUCACCUACCACACUCUCAACCGUGCAAAGCACACCUCUUCCCACGACAGACUCAGAAGAACUAGUAGCCGCAACAGCCAUCCUAUGUGUAUAUGAAUUCUUAGACGCGUCCGGGCCCGAAUGGAGCCGCCACUUGGACGGGGCCAAAACACUAUUUGACAUCGCCAAAGACCGCAUGUUACCUCCCACGUUACCGCCGUCGCCCGUCUCCAUCGCACAGCAGGUCACACAGCGUCUCGCAGACCAAUCGGGAACCGAACAGCACGUGCCACCGCCGAUUCGACAUCUCAGCCAAGAACGGCGAUCUGUGUUUUGGAAUUAUACUCGUCAGGAUAUGUUGUCGGCGUUUAUCAAUCAUACCUCUACGCGUCUAGAUACGGGUGAUCUUUCCAUGUGGUGUAGUGCUGGGUUGAAGUUGACGCAGGAGGGGUUUGUUUCGCCGUCGAAUCCGAAGCAUUCACAGUAUGCCGUGGAACAGGCCAUGGGCGAUGAUAUGAUCUCAAACGCACUAAUCUGGCUCGUAAUGAAAGUCGUCAACUUCAUCGCCGCAGGGGACGACCUCCCCGACGGAAUAACACCUCUCGGUCUCGGCGUCCGCCAGCGAGAACUCCUAGACUACUGGGAGUCGAUGGAAGAGCAGCUCCGCGUCUGGCACGAAGGCCUCCCGGAUUCGUUCCACGCCACCGCGUCCAUUCCCAGCGACAGAGAAUGUGGCACAGAGAAGUGGUUCCCCCGGCAUAUGUGCGGGAGCACAAUGCAGUGGUACCAUUUGGCGAGGGUGCAACUUCUGAACAAUAAGCCGCAGCUUUCUACCGCGACGCCUGCACAGUCGUUGUUGGGGGCGGGGACGCCAGGUACAUCGCUGGCUGCGCGGUAUGCGAGCUACUCGUCGAUUCUACAUCAGUCGCGAUUUCAUGCGAAAGAGAUCGUAGCGAUAUCGCUGGGGAGGUCUGAUGAGAGUUCGAGGAUCCAUGCCGUGCAGCCGCUGUGGACGGCCGGUUUGGUCUUGGGCAACGACGAUGAUCCGGAUGAGCUGGGUCAUGUCAGUGCUGAGACUGGGGGCUGGCGGAGGACGAUUGUUGAACUGCUUCGUGGGAUCGAGCGGGAUAUGGGUUGGGCGAGCGAGUAUCGCGUGCAAAGUCUGCUAGAACUUUGGGGACUACCGUCGGACUGGCCAGCGUCGUCUUCCUCGGAUCGACAGUCGCAAUGA
Zasmidium cellare ATCC 36951 is the source of this 2388-nucleotide messenger RNA. RefSeq lists its product as uncharacterized. Gene Ontology annotation, molecular function: transcription cis-regulatory region binding; zinc ion binding; DNA-binding transcription factor activity, RNA polymerase II-specific. The record is from RefSeq and is a predicted model, not a curated record. The transcript is spliced from 4 exons. Gene Ontology annotation, cellular component: nucleus. NCBI's taxonomy places the organism in Eukaryota, Fungi, Ascomycota, Dothideomycetes, Mycosphaerellales, Mycosphaerellaceae. Gene Ontology annotation, biological process: positive regulation of transcription by RNA polymerase II. The coding region runs from base 1 to 2388 and encodes 795 amino acids.